GAGAUCUUGGUCGUUCACGUGCUGAUGCCAAUCUCAGCCACGGUCCCCAGCAUCCUUUGGCAGGAGGACAACAAGGCGAGCUCCUCCACGCCUGGGCCUGGGCCUAUUCCAGAACUGCUCCCGUACGUGGACUCGCUGAUGAACCGCUUGAGGAGCAAGCUGUCCGAGUUGCAGCAGCAGGAGGCACAACACGCCAUCAAUGUGGAGGGCUCGCUGGAACUUGUCCGCCAACCGACCUCUCCGAAGAGCCCGACACGGAGGCGGGCUUCAGACGUGGGGCCCAUGAACCCCGCGACAAUGCCUAUCCUCCCGACCGAGCUGUUGAAAUCCCAGUGGACACGGCAAUUGAGUUCAGGCCGGUGAUGAUGGCGGGCUCCACACUCAGCCUCGACUUCUUCGAGGGCUCUGCUGGGGCGCGGCGUCCGAGGGUACUGGAGGUGGCGGAGAACCGCUGCAGGAACCUGGCGAGAGUUCUCAGUGAAAGCGUCUUCUCAGGUAUCCACUUUGUGCCUCGCUUCGGAGCCUCGAUUUCGCUUCCCUACGAACUGUUGAAGUUCGGAGAGGAGGUCUUGGAGAAGGAGAGUGAGGAGCUGGUAAUGCAGUGGAAGUGGGGUGAUCGACACCAUCGAAAGGACAAGUUCUAUGAGGUGCCGUUCAUGAUCUUGGAUCCGGACGAGGUGGACUGCCCCAUCGCCUACAUGUCACAAGGUCUCGAGGACCUGACUGGCUACUUCCGAGCCUGGGCCUUGGGGCGGCACUUCCGGUUCCUCCUGCUCCCGGAUGCUCUGCAAAACCGGGUCUUCAACGGCCAGGAGAUGGCGAGGAUAGAUGAUUUCUGCUGCAACCAGAAUAAGGACGCACCAACGACGCCUGCAAUCUCCACCACGCGCGUCUGCUGGGACUUCAAAGAAAGUGCCUUCCUCGAUCGGUCGCCGCGCUCCAGCAGCCCCAAGCGGAAGCGGGUAGGGCAACCUCCUCCGUCCAAGGACCUAGAUGUCCCAUGUCGCAUGCUGAGCCUGCUGCGACUCUUCGUCCCGAAGAACAAGAGCCCUGUUUGGUGCUGCUUCUACUUGAGGCAUGUGUGGGUGCAGGAUCCUUCCAUCCUGGAUCCGACUGCAGACUUCUGUGUAAAGCACUUCAUCUUCGUGGUGGUCCGCCCGCUCUAUACGCAGAUGCCGGCGCUAGAGGAUCUGCUGACCAUGGAUGCCCUUGAGACGAACCUGGAGCUUGGAGCCCACCUUCGGAAGAUGCUCCUGGAGAGGUCUCACAACGUGGCGUUGAAGGAGCGUGAGGCGAUCUCAACUUUGGACAAUGUGGUCCCAGAAUGGCUGCUCAAGAAUGGCCAGGGUGUUCCAAGCUGCAUGGUUGGCUGGCAUUUCGUGGCACGAAUUGGCCUAGCGGCGGUCCGGGACUUCCGAGGCAGCUGGUCACGCUUGGCCAAGACCCUUUUCAAGCUCAAUCCCGAGCCCACCGGGACGAAUUUGAUGGAGCAGAGCAUCAACGAUGAGGAGGAUGGACUUCUGUGCUGGGUGGCGGACGCUUCCUGCUGGGUGGAGGACACUUCGACAGACCGCAAGAUGGGCCUCCCACUUGUGUUCAUCAGUCAGUCACUCCAGAAGUUGACGGGCUACUCCAGCGAGUUUGCACUGGCUCGGAACGUGCAACUCUUUCAGCCGAAGAAGCAGCGCAUCGACCAAGCCAUCAACAACGAGGAGCCUCAGCGCAUCGAGGCCUUCAGCUCGCAGACGAGGUCACAUGGCGACAGCAUGGCCUGGGGCUCAAGUGCUAUAAGCGCACCCGUGGCUGUCCUCUGCAGCCUGCACUCGCACGGCAACGUCCCCCUCAGCUUUCGGGUGCUACUGCCCUAUCCCAUCUCUGCCCUGGCCUAUGGCCUAGACGGUACUAUAGGUGCGUUAAUCAAGCGCCGACAUGCAUCGGUAGAUGUACGAACCGGGUGUGCCAUGCAUCGUUGGCAUGUCGCUACGGCCUUUGCUGCAGCUGCUGCCGCCAUCUGCGUAGCGCUCCUCCUCAGGCGCGAGUCGCCUGCCGAAGAUGACUGCGACGUGCGCACGCUGCAGUAUGGCUCACCUGCAGCCCAGUCCGCGUUGGCUGAGCAUCUCUGGCGCAAUGUGCCCCUUCGCCUGACUGGAGUCCCACCACAUCGGAUGCCCCAGCUAACUGAUGACAAGCUGCGAACUCUGGGACACCGCGCGGUGGAGCUGAGGCAGAUGUCUCAAGGUGGCCAAGUCUCCAAGAAGGCGGUUAAACACAAUGCGACGCUGGCGGAAGCACUGUCGGGAGGGCCUUUGGCUGGACACUUCUAUGCCGCGCAGGUGAGCAUCCCGAAUUCUUUGCCCGAGCUGGAAGGAUCCUCGUCGCUGACGGGGAAGCUGGCAGAAGCUUGGCAGAAUGGUACUCGGGGAAGCCUUGAUGCGUCCCCAUACCUCUACUACCAUGGCGGUGGUGGCGAGCCAGGUCCCUCCCUCUACCUGCACUAUGAUGCUGCUGACAAUUUAGUUCAGGUGUUGGAUGGGAUGAAGGACUUUUGGCUCUACGAUCCAUUCCAAGCCGCACAACUGCUGUACGGCAGCAACAAUGAACAUGGAAAUGCCUCUCCCAUAAACGUCGAGUCCCCUACCGUCUUCGAGGACUAUCCUUACUUUCGCUUCGCGGUGCCGCGGCGUUGCCGAGUCCGAUCUGGACAGUGGCUCUAUGUGCCGCUUUACUGGUGGCAUGCUGUGCGCAGUGGGCCGGGCAGAACGGUGUCAUUGGCGCACUUCGCACACAGCACCAAGAAAAAGAAGGGCAUUUUCGAGAAGUUUCUGUGCGGCUACUCCGUGAAGAGUGCGCGCUUCGACUGCGGCACAAGAUGA
Molecule: messenger RNA, 2873 nt
Organism: Symbiodinium sp. CCMP2456
Lineage: Eukaryota; Dinophyceae; Suessiales; Symbiodiniaceae
Source: the annotation of a GenBank genome assembly